This is a messenger RNA of Cricetulus griseus (Chinese hamster), 569 nucleotides long. Lineage: Eukaryota; Metazoa; Chordata; Mammalia; Rodentia; Cricetidae. The record is from RefSeq and is a predicted model, not a curated record.
UACUCAGACACAUCCUUCUAUUUGUUGGAAUCAGGCUAUGUUCUAGAACCUUGCCCUCUCCAAUGCCUUCCUCACUCUGGAACACACUGAUGUUUCUGCCAGAACACCCUAGAAUGGCAGGAUGUUGCUGGCCCUGGACAGUGACCACUUGCUCCAGUCCCUGGGCCUGACUUGAGUCUAGGCUGUGACCAGGAUGAGGUGGCGGGACCGAAUGGCUGUAUUAUUCUUCCCUCCAGGCAUGAUGCUCACUGUGGCUGCACUCAUGCUCUUCUUCCUACACAUGGGUGUCUUUGCUAGUGAUGUUCACAACUUCUGUGUCACCCACUACUAUGACUACAUGAGCUUCCGAUACACAGUUGUCCUGAUAUUCUCCCAGGUGAUCAGCAUCUGCUGGGCUGCCAUGGGGUCACUUUACGCAGAGAUGACUGAUGACAAUGCUCAAUGGAGCCAUGUUCUUCAACCGAAUGUCCCUGGAGUUUCUGGCCAUCAAUUACCGAGAGGAAAGCCACUGAGGCCUGGGGAUUGGGGACAGGGCUGAGAAGGAAGAUGGAAAAAGCUGCUUCAGGUGU